This is a messenger RNA of Bufo bufo (common toad), 1286 nucleotides long. It is a transcript of the gene SNX11, whose product is annotated as sorting nexin 11. Gene Ontology annotation, biological process: intracellular protein transport. Gene Ontology annotation, molecular function: phosphatidylinositol binding. The coding region runs from base 150 to 647 and encodes 165 amino acids. The record is from RefSeq and is a predicted model, not a curated record. NCBI's taxonomy places the organism in Eukaryota, Metazoa, Chordata, Amphibia, Anura, Bufonidae. The transcript has 6 exons.
AUGAGAAUAUUAAUAAAUAGAAGCAAAGGUUGCUAGGCUGGAAACUACGUUUCCCAGGAUCCUCAGCCUGUGACCCGGAAGUGAUCGGUGGAAGAAACAGCUGAGAGAAGAGCUCUGCAGUGCUAUUGUCGUAUGAAAACUUCUCUAGGAUGUAUCAGAAUAACCUAGAUGAGGAGGAGUUUAUCACUAUUCGUGUACAGGACCCCAGACUGCAGAACGAGGGAUCAUGGACCUCUUAUGUGGAUUAUAAAAUAUUCCUUCAUACAAACAGCAAAGCGUUCACUGCUAAGACAUCUUGUGUCAGGAGACGUUACCGGGAGUUUGCCUUUCUGAGAAAACAGCUUCAGAAAUAUGCCGGAUUAGUGCCGGUACCAGCGUUACCAGGAAAACUUCCCUUUCACAUCGGCUGCACUGAUGAGUUCAUUGAGCAGAGGCGACAGGGACUUCAGCAGUUUUUGGAACAAGCUGUACAGAACAUGGUCCUCUUGUCAGACAGUCAACUGCAUCUCUUCCUACAGAGUCAGCUCUCAGUGGGUGACAUUGAAGCCUGUGUGAAGGGACAUCGACCAUAUACUGCUACAGAAGCUAUCCUAAAUUAUGCCAUAUCCAACAGAGGAUGGACUCAAGAGGAAACACUCUCUAGGUAGUAGGAAAGGACCUUUGGUAAUGCAGAUGUAAAGGGAAAUCCAUAGGCCAGCCUUCACACUUUGCACUUUCCAUUUGGAAUGACUUUAAAAAUAUACCUGGCACCUCUUUGUGUUACCUCGUGCAAGGUGUGCUGAGUUUUCAUAGAUAUUCACACUGGCAUACUUUGUUUCAUGCAUGAUUCUGAAAAUGCGUGAGAUGAUGGUUCAUCUAAAAAUGGCUUUAUGACAGAUGAGACCUGUACGGAGAACAGCUGGUGACCUGCAUGGUGAACAACAUACCGCACAGACCAUAACCGCAUUAUUUACUAUUCCUACCAAUGUCACCAAGACCUGUUCGACCCAGGACCCAGUUUGUAACCAGAAAAUCAGAGGCUCCCUGGUGUUUAUACGUAACACACAGUGCUAGAUCUGGUGUCUUUGAAAAAUCACUGAUCUAGGUCUUCAGUCUGUUUUCUUGCACUGCUGGAUUGUGGGUCUGUGUGGGAAUCAGAAAUGUAAUACAGCAACAAAAAACAACAACUUACCAAUGGCUCCAUGACUGCAGUGUCUAUCUCGAAGAUGAACACAUGAGCUCUGCUUCCUGGACUUCUUAGAAUAUACUUUUACCGGGCAUUUUACAACCUGAUUGUUUUAGAAUAA